This is a messenger RNA of Athalia rosae (coleseed sawfly), 3926 nucleotides long. RefSeq names its product importin-4-like. The record is from RefSeq and is a predicted model, not a curated record. Bases 123 to 3413 code for a protein of 1096 amino acids. Lineage: Eukaryota; Metazoa; Arthropoda; Insecta; Hymenoptera; Athaliidae. The transcript is spliced from 14 exons. Gene Ontology annotation, molecular function: nuclear import signal receptor activity. Gene Ontology annotation, cellular component: cytoplasm; nucleus. Gene Ontology annotation, biological process: protein import into nucleus.
GUUACGUGUCAUGACUAUAUUUAUACCGACAUUAAAUUAAAUUUUGAAGUAUGUAUCAGAGUACAAACGGUGGUUAACAGUUCACAUAAUGGAGGAGAUUAUAUUGAAGUUAUUAAACAACAAUGUUGCCAUUCGAGGGCAGGGUUUCAUCAAACUCGCGGAGGCUUACAAAAAAUCUAACAGCAUGUCAGAGAUGUUUCGAUUGCUGCGUGUUUCGAAAAAUCCAAAGGUCUGCAUAUUGCAUGCUGUUGCAUAUUGAUACGGUAUCAAUAGAUGAUCCUAGAGUUACUCAAUUGUAUUUAAAGGUCAGGCAGUAUGCUGCGGUACUACUGAAGAAGCGUUUGGAAAAUGCAAAGCAUUGGGUUUAUUUAUCAGAACCAGCUAGAACGGAAUUCAAGGCAAUCGCCUUGGAGAGAUUGACGAACGAAAAAAUCUCUCAACGAAACGAUCUAGUUGACUUAACAAUCAUAAUAGCUAAUCACGAACUGAUCGGACGAGCAAAUGGAUGGCCAGAGCUUUUUGAAUGUAUUCAAAUGCUGCUUAAUGAUGACUCUUCGGUUAACAAAGAGCUGGGUAUAUCGCUGCUUUCGUUUGUCGCAGUGAAGAUACCAGAAGCACUUUUGAAUCGGAGUGAGUUAAUUAUUGGCUUUUUAAAAAAAACUCUCCACGGUAUACAAGACUUGAACAGUACUAUUGUCUACAAUAUUAUCCUGACGGUACUGCAUCUUGCUCCCAGGGUAAAAGACCACAAAAAUAUAAAAAGCGCACUUGACGAGACCUUGCCUGAAAUCAUCUGCUCCAUUCAAGCAUUAAUAGAAUUCGACGGUGAUCAAUCAUUUAAAGUGAUCGACCUACUCGAUGGAAUAUGCAAGACUACACCAGAAGCAAUAUCACUCCAUUCCGCAAUUUUGGUCACGACCUGUAUUUGCAUCGCAGAAAACACACGCAUGAACGAUCCACUCCGAGUUAAAGGGUUGAAAAUAAUAAACCGACUGGUUGAUACCAAAAACAAAACUAUUCGCGAUCAAAAUCUACUCAUACCAAUUAUUGAUACGAUAUACAACGUUUUAAGUGAACCCGUUCAUGAUGAACUGGGAGAUUUUUUUUUGACUGCAUCUAUAAAUGACAAAACGCCGAUUACCUGUGCUAUGCAAAUCUUGGACACCUUAGCUCAACAUCUACCACCGGAAGAAUUGAUGCUGCAAGUGAUACGGCGUUCGGAAUCGAUGUACAAAUCGUCCGAAAUUUAUUCGAAACGCGGAUGCUUUCUAGCCAUGUCAGUGGUGGUUGAACCUUACUCAGAGUUUAUCGUAGAGGAAUGUUUGGACACGUUUAUGAAAUAUAUACGACCAAGUUUUGCAGAUUCUGAACCGAUAAUCAGAAAUACCGUACAAUUCACUCUCUCCAGAUUCUUAAGACAUCUUUGUGGUGAAAAAAUUGAGGAAUAUUCCAUGGAGUUGAUUUCUAUUUUGUACAAAUACUUGGAGGAAGUAGAAUCAAAUAUUCUGCAGAAUACUCAGGAGAUACCUACGAUAGAUACGCUUUUCCAUAUGCUGAAUGAAUUUUGUGAAUUCCUCAACGAACACAACCAGCCGUACCUACCGAAAUUGGUCGAAUAUUUGUUCAACAUUUUGGAAUCGGAUGUGACUUCGGCAAAAUUAAAAAAUCUCGCGAUGAUGGCCUUUUGCAGAUUAAAUAGUGCGGAUAAUGUAAUGGUCCCAUAUUUUCAAAAACUUAUCAAGAUCCUCAGUGAUUACCUUACCAAAAGUGAAACUGAAUCAGAGACGAAUGAUCUACAUGCUGCAGUUUUCCUAACGCUUAGCCACAUCAGUCAACGUUUAAGUAACACGGAUGUCCUUAUGGAGGCCGAAGAAUUUUUUAAAAUUGGUAUAGAAUUGCUGAAAGACAAUGGCAAUCCAAUUUUGAAGAAAAGUAUUUACGAAUACAUCGCAUCAAUAAGCCGUUCGGUGCCAAAACUUGUACUUAUGGCGAUCCCACGGAUUUUUGAUGAUAUUAUUAAGAGCGUUCAAACGAUGAAGAGAAUGAAGAACCGAAAUGAACAAGACAUUAAAAACGAGGAUAUUCUUACGUACCACGAAUCGGAAGAUGAGGCAGUGGACAAUGAUGAUAUUGAUCUUGGUGUUCAACAUGGGGUCGAGAAUCCUUCCAUCGAUGAACCGGAGGCUGCAAUCAAGGCUUUAGGUGUAUUUGCGGAAACACUUGGGGAAGGCUUCCACCCAUAUCUGCAAACUUCUUACCGUGAAGUUUUUAAGAUGAUUGACCUCCCAUUAUCCAGGAUCCGCAAAGCAGCGCUCCAAACGCUACCCUUAUUUUUAAAAGCAUUUUCGGUAUCUCGAAAAUAUGAAGACAAAGAAAUGAUAAGACGCUCAGCCGAUGUUCUCAUAUCAACCCUCUUAGGAAUAAUUCACAAGUCCGACGAAGACGGCCUCUUCGUUAGCGCAAUAAAAACAUACUCAAAUGUCCUAGGAUCUGUCAAUUCUGAGUACGUCUUAACUGAUGAAAAUUGUAAGAGUGCCACUUUGAAUUGCAUAAUUGAUCUCCUCUCAGGUGACAGCACAUACCAAAAUCGCAAAGAAACGCAAGCCAAACGGGAUAAGCGCAUUAUAUAUGAUGCCGGAGAAUUGUUCAUCCGCUUUCAAAAAGUAAUCAGCUCAAAUGAAUGCCUUGAUGCAUUUGAAUUGGUUUUAAUACCACUACUUGGUAAUCAUGAGAAAGGAGCAUCGACGAGGGUGGACACCAGUUUCAGUAUCGAGAUUAUUUCAGAAUCCUUCCAAGCCCUAGGGUGCAAAGCUACGCAGUUUGGGUCCAAAUUUGUCCCAUUUUUAAUCGAAUCACUUCUUUCCCUUGAUGCUUCAGUACGAAGGCAAUCUUGUAAAGCAAUUUCAAAAUUUGUACGUUACGGAGGAGAGAAUGCAUACCCAUACUAUCCAGAGAUAUCACAGACGUUGUUAACAGCCCUUUCAAAAGAAUCGGAUGAUGUCAUAAAAGACAACUUGAUCGCCUCAAUCAGCACCUUGAUUUGGUCAAAUUACUCCUUAAUACCGAUAGAAGAGGUGAUUCCAGUCAUCAUCGAUUACCUCCCACUUAGGAAAGAUGAUAAAAAGUACGAGGCUGUCCUAAAAGGAGUUUUAAUUCUGAUUAGAGACCGCCACCCUUGUCUCAAUGAGCAUCUACAACCAUUGGUUGAACUUAUUAUUCGGAUACUUCGCACAACUUUGUUGGUGAAACACGAAGUUAUUCCAAUUUAUGCCACCGAGAUUUUGGAAAUCGCACAAAAGGAUUAUCCAGAUCAAUGGAACAGUAUAAAAACGUAUAUUUCAACAGAUGAAUUAACAUUCGUCCAACAAUUAUUUCCGGUCGAUUCUCUCGAUGAUGCAGGUAUAUUCGUGUGACCUUCAUCCUAGAAAAAAAGCAUAAAAAAAAUGAAAAUCCAGCGAUAGAUGAGUUCAUUCGAAUAAAGAAAAUAUUAUUAUUCAUAAUAGGAAUACACAAAAAAGGAACAAAAUGUAAUCGUAAAAGCCCUUAUAUUAUUACAUACCUAUGUAUAUUAUAAAUGAAAUAUUUUUUCAAAAAUACCAUUCAAAUACAUAUUAUUAUAACAGGUAUAAUAUGUAUGAGCUAUUAUCUUCAAAUCAAUGCACGUAUCGUAAUCGACGCAUGGCGUGUAUAAAUUUUUUUGGGUUAUUGAAUUUGUUUUUUAUAUUAGUGAGGAAAAUGACGAACCACGCAGUAUACAUUAUACGUACAUAUUGUGGGUACGUACAAAUAUAUGAGCCUCGAAAAUACUAGUGCGCCUUUCAUCUCAUAAUCUAGUUAAUAGGUAUAUCUAUGAUAUAACGGUUGUUAUAAAACUACAUUAAAAAAUAAAACAGAAAUGAAUGAUCAAACAAUGAACCUAAAGCUUG